AUGAGUGCUUCUAGCUCGAAGAUGAACACUAAAGUCUACGGAGGGUGUGAAGGACCUGAUGCGCCUUAUGUGAAAUUGGUUAGCAGUGAUGGACAUCAGUUCUACAUAAAAAAGGAGUUGGCUCUGACAUCUGGUACAAUCAAAGCAAUGUUGAGUGGACCUGGGCAAUAUUCUGAGAAUGAGAGUAAUGAAGUAAACUUCAGAGAGAUUCCAUCACAUGUGCUUCAAAAAGUGUGUCAGUACUUUGCGUACAAAGUCCGCUACACGAGUUCGGCUACGGAGAUUCCUGAAUUCAUUAUUACCCCCGAGGUGGCACUUGAAUUGUUGAUGGCAGCCAAUUUCCUAGAUUGCUGA
Molecule: messenger RNA, 354 nt
Organism: Angiostrongylus costaricensis
Lineage: Eukaryota; Metazoa; Nematoda; Chromadorea; Rhabditida; Metastrongylidae
Source: the annotation of a GenBank genome assembly